AUUUAUGUGCUUGCAUGAGGUCGAGGGUUCGACCCCCUCAGUGUCCAUUUUCCUGCUCCUCAAUGAGGCAAUUGAAGUCAGUUCGCAUAGGGAGGCUUUGGGCCUCUCUUUUGUUGGCUUUUUGAGAAGGCGAGGUGAAUGCAGCAUGUCAGUGGUCAUGGAUAAGUGAUCGGUCAAUCGUGAUCGAGACUGAUCGAUGGAUUCGAGACGCCGAUGCUUAUGUAUUGGAUGCUCUUAAGUAGUAACUUACAGUACUGCUGACAACUCACAACCAUGGCGGAACAAGGGCUAAGACGGAAGAUUGCCAUCGAGUAUGUUCUGUUUGACAUGGACGGUCUUUUGAUCGACUCGGAAACAAUUUAUACCCACGUAACAAAUGAUAUCCUAGCCGAGUAUGGAAAGGAGAUGACAUGGGAUAUGAAAGCGGGUCUCAUGGGUAAACCUGAACGUGAUGCAGCGGCUCAUCUGCUCUCGUUCUUCCCUGAUAUACCUCCAGAAUUCACCAUCGACGAAUAUAUCAGGCGACGUCGUAUAGGCCAAGAUGCAUUCUGGCCAUUCGUCCAACCCCUCCCCGGUGCGCUAAGACUUGUCAAACACCUAUACCAGCACAAGAUUCCGAUUGCAGUUGCUACUUCAUCUCAACGCCGAAAUUACGAGCUCAAGAGCCAACAUCUCAUGGAGACGCUCUUUGGGCACUUUGGAGGCAGAGUUGUCUGUGCCGAUGAUGGACUGAUCAAAGCGGGCAGAGGAAAACCGCAUCCAGAUAUUUUUUUGGUGACGGCGAGGACUUGUCUUGAACGGGACGUCGGGGAGGGAGAGAUUGGAGAAUAUGUUGUCACAGAGACGCAACUCGCCGAGAGGGCAAGGGGCCUUAUUUUUGAGGAUGCGAUUCCUGGAGUUCAGGCUGGCAAGAACGCUGGAAUGCAGGUCGUAUGGGUUCCGGACCCAAACCUGCUGGAAGUCGGAGACAAUGAGAACACGAUACUUCAAAAGCCUGACCAAAUCCUGAAGUCUCUGGAAGACUUCAAUCCGGAAGAAUGGGGUCUGCCUCCAUAUGACGACGAGUCAUAAAGCAAGCAUAGGAUACAAGUAUAACUGUACAGAUACGAUAUCCGAGUAUCGUCCGUCGAUACGUCUACGGUAUAACCCACAAUCCAGAGAUAUCAACGAACUGCGUAAUACAGUCCCUCGACUGCGACAUUUGCUUGCCAGAUACCAAGUCGUCUGACGAUACGUAAAAUAGCUGGGAAAGGGAAUAUGAGAACGAAAGAAACAGGAACUAGGAUGAUGACCAUGAGCGAGAGAAGGAGAGUGAUUCCGGGCUUGAUGACGAGGAAGUAGAAUAAUGCUUGGUAUGAUGUAGGAUCAGUGAACUGCAGCAGGGAAUGAUUCAGCCGGAUUCAUAACUUUGAUUGAGAU
This is a messenger RNA of Somion occarium, 1419 nucleotides long. NCBI's taxonomy places the organism in Eukaryota, Fungi, Basidiomycota, Agaricomycetes, Polyporales, Cerrenaceae. The record is from the annotation of a GenBank genome assembly.